CACACCACACCCAGCCAUCACACAGCAUAAGCUAGCUAGCAUACACUCAGACUGCCUAGCUAGCAUUGCCAAGGUCAAGGUUCCAAUCAUCAAUGGCGAGAGCGAUCGUGCUUGCGGCCACCAUGGCCGCGGCCGCGCUGUUCAUGCUGCUGGCCGCUGCGCCAGCGCCGGCGAGCGCCAUGGACUUCGGCGACCACGACCUGGCGUCGGAGGACUCCCUAUGGGCGCUGUACGAGCGCUGGCGGGAGCAGCACACCGUGGCGCGCGACCUGGGCGAGAAGGCCCGACGCUUCAACGUGUUCAGGGAGAACGUCCGCCUCAUCCACGAGUUCAACCGCGGUGACGCCCCCUACAAGCUCCGCCUCAACCGCUUCGGCGACAUGACCGCCGACGAGUUCCGCCGCGCCUACGCCUCCUCCCGCGUCUCUCACCACCGCAUGUUCAGCCUUAAGGAGGGUGGUGGCGGUUUCAUGCACGGCAGCGCUGCCUCCGUCCGGGACGUGCCGCCGUCGGUGGACUGGCGGCAGAAGGGCGCGGUGACCGCCGUCAAGGACCAAGGGCAGUGCGGCAGCUGCUGGGCUUUCUCGACGAUCGCGGCCGUGGAGGGCAUCAACGCUAUCCGCUCUAAGAACCUCACGUCUCUGUCCGAGCAGCAGCUCGUGGACUGCGACACGAAGUCCAACGCCGGCUGCAACGGCGGCCUCAUGGACUACGCCUUCCAGUACAUCGCCAAGCAUGGCGGGGUGGCCGCCGAGGACGCGUACCCCUACAAGGCCAGGCAGGCCUCCUCCUGCAACAAGAAGCCGUCCGCCGUGGUCACCAUCGACGGGUAUGAGGACGUGCCCGCCAACGACGAAACCGCGCUGAAGAAGGCGGUGGCUGCACAGCCAGUGGCCGUGGCCAUCGAGGCUAGCGGGUCGCACUUCCAGUUCUACUCGGAGGGGGUGUUCGCGGGCAAGUGCGGGACGGAGCUGGACCAUGGCGUGGCGGCGGUGGGGUACGGCACCACCGUGGACGGCACCAAGUAUUGGAUCGUGAAAAACUCAUGGGGGCCGGAGUGGGGUGAGAAGGGAUACAUCCGCAUGAAGCGCGAUGUGAAGGACAAGGAAGGGCUCUGCGGGAUCGCCAUGGAGGCGUCCUACCCAGUCAAGACCUCAGCCAACCCGAAGCAUGCCGGUGCCCAUGACGAGCUCUGAAUCUCUCAUCGAUUAUCUAACAAAUUAUUGGCCCGCAACAUGCAUGAUCAGGGCAUUAUCGCUAGGGAAAAAUAAAGAGUCAAUCGCUAUGUACCUACACAUCAGUGCACUACUACUUAAUUGUCACACCUGUAAUGCGGUUUCGACCCAUUGUAUGUAAACAGCUUACGUUAUCCUGGUUUCCUCA
This is a messenger RNA of Hordeum vulgare subsp. vulgare (domesticated barley), 1383 nucleotides long. RefSeq names its product thiol protease SEN102-like. Gene Ontology annotation, molecular function: cysteine-type endopeptidase activity. Bases 93 to 1196 code for a protein of 367 amino acids. Lineage: Eukaryota; Viridiplantae; Streptophyta; Magnoliopsida; Poales; Poaceae. The transcript has a single exon. The record is from RefSeq and is a predicted model, not a curated record. Gene Ontology annotation, cellular component: lysosome.